GGAAGCCGCCCUCGCCGGGGAUCAUCAUUCGAAUGGUCCUAUAGUUACAUCGGAGAGGCAAGAUGCUGAUCGUUGCAAAGUUGAGCAGCAAUUAAACAACGGGGUAGGUGGUCCACGAGAUGUGAUCAUCGGUGAGUCUGGUGUUAAUCCCACGUCGCGGCGAGCACCCAAUUCUACAAAUUCCGCCACGACAACGACAUCAAGAAGCAAGGCCGCAAUGCGUAAAGUCGACGAGACACAUCAUAGGAGGCUUGGCGUCCCGGCAGCAGAAAAGGCAGCAACAUCGCAUCGUCAAGCUAGUAGAAAAAAGCAGCAGAGCAAAAG
Messenger RNA from Amoebophrya sp. A120, 324 nucleotides. The record is from the annotation of a GenBank genome assembly. NCBI's taxonomy places the organism in Eukaryota, Dinophyceae, Syndiniales, Amoebophryaceae.